GCCGCUCCCCGCCGCUUCGCUUCUAAAUCGGGCAGCUGCGCCGUGCGAACGGGGCGGGUUGGCCUCUGUUAGCGGCAGUGCUUGUGGCUUGGUCCCGGCUCCGAGGCUGGCAGAGUUCGUGAGGGGUUUGGACAGCUCUGUCGGGCACGAGGUGUGGCUCCGGGGUGUCGCGUGCAGGGCCGCUUGGACUCCAUGAUCUUGCAAAAUGUUUUUAACAACAAUAUUACUGCGGAAGAGAAUUCCUGGAAAACAAUGGAUUGGAAAGUACAGGCGACCAAUACAGGUUACCAUUUCGAUGAAGCAAGCAAUGAUCCGAAGGUUGGAAAUUGAAGCAGAGAAUGAAUAUUGGCUCAGCCAACCCUAUCUGACACAGGAACAGGAAUACAAACACAACACAGAAGAGAGACGUGCCAAGUGGGAAGCUUUCAAAAGCCUGAAACAAGCCAAGUUUCCUGAGCACAGAUACAUCAGCGAUCAUUUGAACCACUUAAAUGUGUCAAAGAAGUGGACAUGUUGAACAGUACAGCAUAUUUCUGUUUGGCACAUGUCAUGCACUACUCUGGGAUCUGUCAUACCUAUUAUGGCAAUUCACUGUAAUUAGGGUGGGUGACAAAUGAGACUGUGCUGUGGUGGACAAAAUACUACAUUAAAAGUAGCUCUCUGGAA
Messenger RNA from Ficedula albicollis (Collared flycatcher), 666 nucleotides. RefSeq names its product mitochondrial ribosomal protein L57 (gene MRPL57). Bases 206 to 517 code for a protein of 103 amino acids. The record is from RefSeq and is a predicted model, not a curated record. NCBI's taxonomy places the organism in Eukaryota, Metazoa, Chordata, Aves, Passeriformes, Muscicapidae. The transcript has 2 exons. Gene Ontology annotation, molecular function: structural constituent of ribosome. Gene Ontology annotation, biological process: mitochondrial translation. Gene Ontology annotation, cellular component: mitochondrial ribosome.